This is a messenger RNA of Fusarium poae, 531 nucleotides long. RefSeq lists its product as uncharacterized. Bases 1 to 531 code for a protein of 176 amino acids. Gene Ontology annotation, biological process: regulation of DNA-templated transcription. Lineage: Eukaryota; Fungi; Ascomycota; Sordariomycetes; Hypocreales; Nectriaceae. The transcript has 3 exons. Gene Ontology annotation, molecular function: zinc ion binding; sequence-specific DNA binding. The record is from RefSeq and is a predicted model, not a curated record.
AUGGAGUUGCCUAUCCUUUUCUCUCAGCCUCAUACUGGUCCAGGCUGUAGACACGGUUAUCGAUUAGAGAGUCAAAAAGCUGCCUAUUCACCGCUCCCUCACAACAUUGACGACUUGCCUGAUCAAUACUCCAUACGAGAUGUCCGAGAUUUAGGAAGACCCCUUUGCGAAGUUGCCUUGUUCCAAACACCAGCGAUAUCGUCCUCCCUCGCCAACCCCCCCUCGAAAACCACACGUAAACGAACACAUACAUCGUCGAGUCUAGAAGCUAGCGUGGGAACAGACGUGGCACAAGACAAUCUAUAUCCAGUGCUGCGGGCGCACAACAACGGAGCUGUGCGUGGUUCAAAGGUAGAACUGCACGAGAAGCUGCCCAAGUCCAUCAAGCCCCGCAAGUGCUCAAUUUGUAAUACGACGGAGACACCGAAAUGGCGGACGGGGCCGUUCGGUCCUGGUUCGUUCUGUAAUUUUUGCGGUCUCGUGUAUGCGAAAAGGAGGGCCAGACUGGAUAUAACACACAAGAGUGGAUAA